AUGCCAGGGGAUGAGUUGUCAGACGAUCACCUGUAUGCCCAGAAUGGCCAGGAUGAACGCGAAGCUCAAUCACUUCUGUCUGCCUCAAGUGAGGAGCAGGACCUAGCUUUCCACCCGGAGCCUCUUCCGUCGCCGAUCAUCCCCUCACAUAACGCGACAAAUGGCACACGCCACUCCGCUAUCUCUCAACCUACGGCCGAUGGAAAACGCCGCACACCCCGUACCAUGAAUCGAGUUCGAUUUGACCUGCAGGAAGAGCCUGAAGACCCCAAUCGCAUUUCCAUUGAGCGUGCUCUCAGCCCAGACGACAGUCCAGACGAUACACUAUGGCUAGAGGAUGAGGACUAUGAAAUUGGAAAUAGGGGCCCAAUAACACACCACAAUGGACAAUCAAUCCCUCUCCUCACAAAUAUUGAAGCGCCUAGUGUGACACUUGCGACAUCGGACGAUUUCUUCCCCGAAGACCAUCUCGAAGAUGCACGACCGCGGAGUGGGAUGAAAAUGGCGUUCAUGAAUAUGGCUAAUAGCAUUAUCGGAGCUGGAAUCAUUGGGCAACCUUAUGCGCUUCGUCAGGCAGUGGAUUGGACCAUUCGAUUGAUUGUGAUCAACUCUAAAUUGAGUGGGGCGGAUUCGUUCCAGGCGACUAUGCAGCAGUGUUUCGGGAAACCCGGUCUCAUCGCAAUCUCGGUUGCGCAGUGGGCAUUUGCAUUCGGCGGCAUGGUCGCAUUCUGUAUUAUUGUUGGUGAUACCAUUCCACACGUUCUAGGCGCUUUGUUUCCGUCUCUUAGGGAUAUGUCCUUCCUAUGGCUCCUCACAGAUCGCCGGGCUGUUAUCGUUAUCUUUGUUUUGGUAGUUUCAUACCCAUUGUCUUUGUAUAGAGACAUCGCUAAGCUGGCGAAAGCAUCUGCCUUGGCAUUGGUCAGCAUGAUAGUCAUUGUUGUCACGGUCAUAACCCAGGGUUUCCGGGUGCCGCCUGAAUCGCGCGGAGAGAUUAAAAGCCACCUCAUAUUCAACACUGGCUUUUUCCAAGCUGUCGGGGUCAUCUCUUUUGCUUUUGUUUGUCGUAUGUCGCUUCUUAUCCCACUGAUAUCACAAUCGCUAAUUUCCACAGACCACAACAGUCUUCUGAUCUACGGCUCCUUGAAAAGGCCGACACUCGACCGUUUCACCCGGGUCACUCAUUACUCGACAGGAAUCUCUCUGGUGAUGUGCCUAGCAAUGGGCAUCGCAGGGUUCCUAUCCUUCGGGUCUAAAACCCAGGGCAACGUUCUGAACAACUUCCCAUCAGACAAUAUCGUUGUCAACAUCGCACGAUUUUGCUUUGGCCUGAACAUGUUGACGACACUACCGCUCGAGGCGUUCGUUUGCCGUUCCGUCAUGACAACCUACUACUUCCCCGAUGAACCGCACAACACUGUUCGACAUGUUAUUUUCACAACGGCGCUGGUGGUGACUUCAAUGGUGUUGUCUUUGAUAACCUGUGAUCUGGGAAGUGUUUUUGAACUCAUUGGCUCGACCAGUGCCGCUGCUCUAGCCUAUAUAUUCCCUCCUCUCUGUUACAUCAAACUAAGCAGUGCUACGCGGCGGGAGAAGAUCCCGGCGUAUCUAUGCAUUUUAUUUGGGCUGCUUGUGAUGGGUGUUAGUCUAGUGCAGGCGGUCGUCAAGAUCAUGGGAAAUGACGGCGAGGCUCAUAGUUGCAGUGCACCCUAA
Penicillium verrucosum is the source of this 1710-nucleotide messenger RNA. RefSeq names its product putative amino acid transporter. Lineage: Eukaryota; Fungi; Ascomycota; Eurotiomycetes; Eurotiales; Aspergillaceae. Gene Ontology annotation, molecular function: amino acid transmembrane transporter activity. The transcript has 6 exons. Gene Ontology annotation, biological process: amino acid transmembrane transport. Gene Ontology annotation, cellular component: endoplasmic reticulum. The record is from RefSeq and is a predicted model, not a curated record. The coding region runs from base 1 to 1710 and encodes 569 amino acids.